Drosophila takahashii is the source of this 1911-nucleotide messenger RNA. RefSeq names its product venom carboxylesterase-6. Gene Ontology annotation, molecular function: serine hydrolase activity. The record is from RefSeq and is a predicted model, not a curated record. Lineage: Eukaryota; Metazoa; Arthropoda; Insecta; Diptera; Drosophilidae.
UAACAUGCGGGUGCGCACCACCGAAAAGGGGGAAAACUAUUAAAAAUAUUGCGAAAACUCUGAGAACCACGCAAGAUUCCUAACAAUUCCCACAGAGAAUUUUCGAUUGUAACCCAAAAAUGGUUUGUCUACUUCUACUUUGCACUCUUCUCGUUACUUCAAUCGGCUUCACCAACAGUGUUACUUUCGUUGGUGAUGAUCCUGUGGUGGAGCUUUCGUUGGGCAAAAUACAAGGUGGCACCAUGCAGAGCUUCACAGGCAAGACAAUCUACGCCUUCAGAGGCAUACGAUAUGCCCAAUCUCCAGUGGGGCCUCUUAGGUUCACCAAUCCUCUUCCCGAAAAAGGUUGGGGUGACGAGGUGCUCAAGGCCACAAGCGAUUCCCUGGUUUGCCCACAACCAGGAAUUACCUUGUUUAUGAGUGAGGAUUGCCUGAAACUAAACGUUUUUACAAAGAACUUCGAGGACAAGCUGCCAGUGAUCGUUUACAUCCAUGGAGGAGCCAAUGUCCUGGGCAGUGGUCACAGUGUCUACGAAGGAGGUCCUCAAUAUUUGCUAGAUCACGACGUGGUCUUUGUGGCCUUCAACUAUCGUCUGGGAGCUCUGGGAUUUUUAAGCACAAACAGCAGCGAAUCGCUGGGAAACUUCGGCUACCUCGAUCAAAUGAUGGCUCUGGAAUGGAUUAGAGAUCACAUAUCUCACUUUGGUGGUGACCCCGAGCUGGUGACUAUUUUAGGAAUGAGUGCUGGUUCAAUGGCAGUCAGUCUUCACCUGGCCUCGCCCCUUUCCGCAGGUCUCUUCCAUCGCGCCAUCCUCAUGAGCGGCUCGGCCACCAAUCACUUUGAUAUCGAUAACCUUUUUUGGACACGUAAACUAGCCCGUGAACUGGGCUGUCCGAUGUUCGAUCCCACGGAUGUGGUGCAGUGUCUGCGUAAUGAGUCCUGGGCACGAAUUGUGGAAAUCUGCAAGGCCUGGGAAACACAUCAGUUUAUUAACAUGAAGUGGAACUACGAGAUCGACGGGCAUUUUCUUACAAAACAUCCCACGGAACUCAUUCAGGAGGGAAACUUUAACAAGGUGCCUUUGCUAAUCAGUUAUACGGCCAAUGAAUUGGACUACACCGCUAAUGUUCACCUGGACAACGAGCCUUUACUUCACGAUCUUGGUUCAAACUUUGUGGAGUAUGCCCCAGAGUUGUUUCUCUAUAGUCAAAAUAGAAUCAUUAGUCAACGACUGAAGUAUUAUUACCUGGGUGAUAAUAUUACCGAAAUUAAUGCAGAUAACAUUGAACAAUUUGGACGGAUCUUCUCUGAUGGAAUCAUAGGUCAUGGUGUCCAUCGCCUCGUCCACCUGGCCAGAUACUUUACUCCAGUUUAUCAUAUGCGCACGGAUUACGUGGGUGAGAGAAGUGUAUCAGCUCCUCUAAAUGAGGAUAAAAAGCCCCUGGGAGUGGGUCAUGCGGAUGAUCUGCAGUACGUGAUGCCGGGUCUUUGGUAUGGCUCUAUAAUGACAGAAGAUCACUCGGAUAUUUUCAUGAUGGAGCGUUUAACCAGCUGGUUUACACACUUUGCCAAAACGGGAACACCCCUUAACACCACCGAUAGCUGGCCGCCCUGCAACUCAACGGACCUGAAGAUGCUCUACAACGGGGUGGUGACCCAGGUGGGCUAUCCCGGCUACUCCGAUCGAUAUGGCGUCUGGGAAGAACUGUUUCCCCCGCCCACCAAGAGCGGAGGCGCUGCCUGGGAACUUGGCUUCGCCCUCCCCUUCGCCAUCGCCAUCGGGAAAUUAAUGUAGCAAUUAGGUGUGGAAAAAGCUUAUCAAUAGGCCGUUUAGAUUACGCUAAUGACCUUCGACCGUUUGCUCUUGGCUCGCUCUUUUCCGAAGCAGAGCAUUGCAACUAUUUACUUUG